Molecule: messenger RNA, 3106 nt
Organism: Ctenopharyngodon idella (grass carp)
Lineage: Eukaryota; Metazoa; Chordata; Actinopteri; Cypriniformes; Xenocyprididae
Exons: 23
Coding region: 122-3106 (994 amino acids)
Biological process (GO): protein polyubiquitination
Cellular component (GO): nucleus
Molecular function (GO): ubiquitin conjugating enzyme activity
Source: RefSeq, a predicted model, not a curated record
UGAAGUACUCACGCUUUUAAAAAACUACAAACUUGAGAAGUUUUAUGACCAGUUUGUUGAACUUGGGAUUGAGGAUGUGCAGGAUUUCAUUGACGGUGUAACUGAUGAGGACUUGGACAACAUGGAGUUUACGCAAGUUCAGAAGAACAAAUUCAGAAACAUGAUAGAGGAGAUUCAGAGACGUGGUUCAGCUCCUCCUCAUGAAGAACCAUUGAGAAAAUCACUGCAGGCAUAUUCCCUGUAUUAUUCAUUUCCAAAAUGCCAAGGGCUCAAAGAAAUACUUGAUAUGGACCCGUUACAAAACACAGUGGAGGAUCUUAUUCUGAGGAUUGGCUUUGGCGAGAACAUCAGUGACGACAUGACUGUGUGUCUGUUCACCGCUGAGGGAAUGCCUUUGACAGAUGAUCCAUUCUUCAAUACAUGGUCCCUGAAAGACAGGCACAUUGAAAAUGGCAGUGAACUGUAUGCCAUAUUUACACCAAAAGAAAAUUUAAGAGUAACUGCCACAGACUCCCAGCAGCAAGACAGCAGAAGAAAUGAAGGCCCAAACACUGUCUUCUGUCAUGUGAUGCUAAAAGGCAGGUAUGACAUCCAUGUGAACUUGGACUGUGACACAUUGAUUGACUUGAGAGGACAGCUUUCACUUGAGAGUGGAAUACCUUCACAUGUGCUUCACCUUAAGGACUAUGACUGGAAUGUCGGUGAAACACUAUAUAAUCUGGGAGUCCGUGAGGACACAGUGCUACAGUUCUCUUUGUCUUCAUUUCAUGGUGAAGUACCAGAGAUGAAUAAAUUCUGCCAAAGUGAUAUCACACCAUCAGUGAAACAAACAGAGAAGGGCCUCAGUGCCUUUUUCUCUGUCUUGAAUGCCAUCAGAAUUGAAGAUGGAGGAGAUGAGUUCAAGGAAGUGAUUGCAUACAUUCGGAAAAUCAGUGGAUGCAAUGCCUUAGCUCAGAGCUUGUUUCAGGUUAUGUGCCAAAACGUGACUGGUACACGGGUCCAGAAGAUUGCUAUAGUAGAAGGACUUUACUAUCUCUUCAGAGAGUUGUUACCCAGCCAUACAAAAAGAUCUGAUGACAGGAUAAUUGAGGACAUGGAUGUUUUUGAGUAUGCCCCAGUUUGCUGGGCCUACCUCAUGUCUCAAGCACAGGAUAUGAGCACAGAGCAUGAAAACUAUACUCAAAUUUCCAUGAAGGCACCGUCAACAAAUCAGCGUUUUUCUGAGCCGGUGCGUGUACCAGGCGUGCCUGAAGUUUUUGAGAGAAUGGAUGUGCUGGAUGUGAUUAGAGAGGGUGGUCGAAUUCCAAACUGCAGUGAACUGAACCUUAAAGAGACAUCACUGAAAAAAGCCACUGAUGUUGAAAAGAUUUUGCUCAGUCUCCCACCGUUUAUUGAAUCCUUCCCCCUUUGGACUGACUGUGAUGGCACUACACCUGAUUCCAGUUUUAACAUCAAUCCAGAGGAAACAUUUGCCCAAAUGAACAAGAAAGUGGAGGAUUAUUCUCAUUUGGUCGUAACUCCACCACUACAGCUCAAGGAUUUCGGAGUCUGCGCACCACGCUUGAUCCUCCUCAGUCCUGAAAGAUUUGGUAUGUACAGCUAUAAAGAUAAAGGGACUCCUCAAAGCAUUGUUGUUUUUGAACCUCUUGCUGGAAAACACAUCACUGUGGACAUAGAUGAGCUGGCUAACAAACUGAGAGAUGUCAGAGAAGAUCUAACUUUCAAAGUCACCAAGACUCCAAAAGAAGCUAUUGUGGUACUUCUAGACUCAAGUUCCUCCAUGGGUGAGGAGUGUUUUGACAAAGACUGCAAAAUGAAGCGAAUUGAAGCCAUCAAAGAAAUAUUUGACAGCUUUGCCAACCGAUGCAUGGCUUAUAAUUUUGAACAAGUUAUCUGCCUCGUAAAGUUUGACUCUGUAGUCAAAACUCUUCAUACAUUCACAGAAACUGUGGAAACCUUUAAGGAGCAUGUACAUGGACUUCAGCCAUCUGGAGCCACUUUGUUGUAUGAUGCUUUAAAUCGUGGCUGCAAAGAACUGAACCAAAUCAGACAGAGAUUUCCAGAUUGCCGAUGUCGCAUUUUAUGCCUGACGGAUGGAAAUGACUGUGGAUCGAUGUGUAUGCCGGUUGACACUGCAAAGAAGUUGAUGGCUUCAAACAUUGUUGUUGAUGCUGUGCUGAUUGGAGCCGUACACAACACUGAGCUGCAUGGGAUCAGCAAUGUUACAGGUGGUUGCUGUUUUAAGCCUGAAACGAGCAAAGAAGCCUUGCAACUCUUUGAGAUGGAAACGGUCUUGUCAACGGAGCUAAGAAAGGAAAAGAAACACUUCGAUAUAUCAUCGAUUAACACCGUGAAUGACCUGAACAUCUUUGGGAUGUGUGGUUAUGAUGUCAAACCAGAGGUUAAAUUACCUCCACAGAUACACAACAGUGUGACACUGACGAAGAAUGCUUUGAAAAAGAGGAUCAUGGAAUCCAAGUCGGGGAUCUUUUUGGAGAAGGACAAGAGGAUUUUGGAAGAGCUCAAAAAUCUUCACUGCGACCCUCACCCUUUCUGCACAGUGCUGCCCUCUGAGUCGGAUUUUACCUUUUGGAAGAUUCUCAUGAGAGGUCCACCUGACACCCCUUACGAAGAUGGAGUCUUUGAGCUGUAUUGUGAGUUUGGUCCUGAGUACCCUGUGAAACCACCUCUUGUGAGAUUCGUCACCCCUGUUUACCAUUGCAAUGUGAACAAUGUGGGAAGAAUCUGUCACAACGUAUUUGAUCGAAAUUACUCAGCCCACGUUACCAUGAGAGAGAUCCUGGAUGCGAUAUUUGGGCUCCUGAUCGCUCCUGAACCAGAAGAUCCUCUUGACAGCAUCUUGGCAGAAGAAUUCCAGAGCAACAAACACAAAUAUGAGGAAGAAGCCAAGAAAAGCACAAAGAUGUAUGCCAGUUCCUCUCUGGAUGACUUGGAAAAGAAAUAUGUAGGUCCAGAGUUACAGAAAAAUAUCACUCCUCCUACUUUAACUUGUCCUCUGUCACACAAGUUGUUUGUUGAUCCAGUGAAAACCACAGAUGGGAUGGUGUACGAACGCAGUGCUAUUGAGGAUCAUGUGAAGCAGUAA